GAAAGCAAAAAGAAGUUAUCAAUAAAGUACAACAAAAAGAUAAAAAAUUACACAUAUUAUCUUAUAAGUUUAUACAAUCAAAACAAAUUGCAAAACUACAAUCAGAUAAAUUUCACAAGUAUAAAGCAAUAGAAAUAGAAGAUGCUAUCUAUAAUACCAUUAGAUAUUUUAGAAAAGAAUCAGCAAAAAAAUUAGAAGAACUUCGCAAAUUAAAACAACAAAUAAAACAAUAUAGAGAAGAUCAAGAAGCUAAGAAA
Messenger RNA from Racocetra persica, 257 nucleotides. The record is from the annotation of a GenBank genome assembly. NCBI's taxonomy places the organism in Eukaryota, Fungi, Glomeromycota, Glomeromycetes, Diversisporales, Gigasporaceae.